AUGCCGAAGGAUUGUCCAUUGAGCGCUGCGGAGUUAUGUUUAGCCGUAUGCGAAUUUAUUAAGACUGAAAGGCGCGUGAUUGUGCGCGAUACUCUCCGGAUCAUCCCCAUCGAGACCACGACCGGCAUUACCUGGGACGCUUUCAUCCACUCGAGCUGCCUCCAGUUCCUUCACACCCUUUUCGACGCGUCGCCCACCACCUGGAAGUGCGACCUGAAUAAACGCAAUAACUCUGUUGGCUCGCGCACUCUCCUCUUCGACAUCGCCCAUGCACUCAGUCUGGGUGUGGACGUCGCCACCGUCAAAGAGGCAGCGAUUGCAGACCGACAACGCGAGCGGGAGGACGCAAAGAAACCACCCAUUGUUGUGGCGCAAAGCCCCGUGGGGAAAAGCACGUCCGAAUACGACCAACAGAAGGAGGCCGAAGCACACGCGGCUGCGUCAGAAGCAGAGACAAAGAAGGGCGUGGCUAUUGAUUCGGAAGAGGGUGUUGUUUCGGAAGAUAAAAUGGAGUUGGCCAAGUUGAUUCUUCCGCUACUGGAGAGCGCCUCGACCGGCCACCGGAUCAUAAUGGAUGAACCCCAGUUGACUAUCUUUUACGAGUUCAACCAGGCGUUUGCGGGGGUCGGCGCCUGCACUGGGUUUGCGGCGAACCGAAAGUUUAACUUGUUCGAAUUGCAAAAGGAAUUCGUCGGAGACGUUGCCAGCGACGCCGCAAACGAUGAUGCCGGAGACGGUGGCGAAAAGACGGAAGCCGCCCCGGCCGCUGACCCGGAAGGAGGUGUGACGUCCGGCUGA
This is a messenger RNA of Gregarina niphandrodes, 798 nucleotides long. RefSeq lists its product as hypothetical. Lineage: Eukaryota; Apicomplexa; Conoidasida; Eugregarinorida; Gregarinidae. The record is from RefSeq and is a predicted model, not a curated record. The transcript has a single exon. The coding region runs from base 1 to 798 and encodes 265 amino acids.